Molecule: messenger RNA, 1906 nt
Organism: Hyla sarda
Lineage: Eukaryota; Metazoa; Chordata; Amphibia; Anura; Hylidae
Gene: VAMP7
Product: vesicle associated membrane protein 7
Exons: 9
Coding region: 240-902 (220 amino acids)
Biological process (GO): vesicle fusion; exocytosis
Cellular component (GO): SNARE complex; membrane
Molecular function (GO): SNAP receptor activity; SNARE binding
Source: RefSeq, a predicted model, not a curated record
CGGAAGUCAUCUGAUCUGAGCUCAGUGCAGGAGGAAGCGGCUGAGGGAGCUGACAUGUAUUAACGCCCUGUCUGUAUCUGCACCACACGGCCUGAGCCAUUCCAGAGAGAGGGGAGGAAGAGUCUCAUCACUGCAAUUUUCCUAAUGAGACUAACAUAGUUGCCUGGUUAGACUCCAGCAAACCAUAUCCAUAAGUGGAUUGUUGUCAAUUCACACACCGCCUCAGGGGAGGGGAAGAUAUGGCCAUCCUGUUCGCUGUUGUUGCGAGGGGAACCACCAUAUUGGCGAAACAUGCCUGGUGCGGAGGAAACUUCCUGGAGGUGACGGAGCAAAUCCUGGCCAAGAUCCCAUCGGAGAAUAACAAGUUGACCUACUCUCAUGGCAGUUACCUAUUCCAUUACAUCUGUCAGGAUAGAAUUAUCUACCUUUGCAUCACAGAUGACGAUUUUGAGCGCUCCCGGGCCUUUAAUUUCUUAAAUGAAGUAAAGAAGAGGUUUCAGACAACGUAUGGAUCCAGGGCACAGACCGCGCUCCCCUACGCCAUGAACAGCGAAUUCUCUAGCGUCCUGGCAGCGCAGCUGAAACAUCAUUCAGAAACCAAGACUGUAGACCGUGUAGUGGAGACACAAGCCCAGGUGGAUGAGCUGAAAGGAAUUAUGGUCCGGAAUAUAGAUCUUGUAGCCCAAAGAGGAGAGCGGUUAGAAUUGUUAAUAGAUAAGACAGAGAACCUGGUGGACUCGUCCGUCACCUUCAAGACUACAAGCAGAAACCUCGCCAGGGCUAUGUGCAUGAAGAACCUGAAGCUGACCAUCAUUAUUGUUAUUGUAACUAUAGUCAUCAUCUAUAUCAUCGUGUCGGUAGCAUGCGGAGGGCUGACAUGGCAAAGCUGUGUGAACAAGUAACCCCUUCUCCUCUGAUGCAUGAAGACCAUCAACAGGAACCAGAACAUAACGUACUACCUGUUCACACACACGUAGCGUCCCGCAGAAAAGAGACUUGACAGCAAAGCCUUUUCCUUCCCUCCUCCCCCCGACGCCGCGGUGUCUGAAGUUCUCUCCAUCCCUCCAUCCUGACCGGACAAUGUAUCUUUAUGCCUUAUACCUCCCUCACCCCAGGAGCCGUCCUCUACAGCCAGGCAUCUACUGGAGAUGAAGGACCGUAACGGGAGAGACGUCGUCUACGCCAUUACAUCAUUUCUUCAUUUACGUACAUUUGUUUUCUUUCUUUAUAUAAUAUAUGUGUAUGUUGGACUGGUUCAUGUUUUAACCUAUGGGGGGAAUCCAAUUUUGUUUUUUAACUUUUUUUUUUUUGGCCCAGUUGCACCUACACGGCCAUCCAUAGGCUUGUCUUCCACACAAUUUAUAGGACAUUUGGUUGCCCAUGCGGCAUUUUCACUAUUGGGAAGUGUAGGUAGGUAGUAUUUCCAUGAGGUUACGUCGCUAUUCUAAAUAUGUCUUGGGUGAUCACCAAUGGAGUAUCUGUCAUUUGUAUACAGAUUUCUCAUUCAGGAUUCCAUUAAAGGGGUUAUCCAGGAUAGCACAAAACAAAGCUGCUUUUAUCCAGAAACAACGCCACCCUUGUCAUCAGGUUGUGUGUGGUAUUACAACUUGGCUCCAUUCACUUCAGUGGAAGUGAGCUGCAAUACCACACUCAACCUCAGGACAGGUGUGGCGCUGUUUUUCUAAUGCUGGAUAACACCUUUUAAAGAGGUUAUCCAGGAUUAGAAAAAAACAGCUGCUUUCUUUCAAAAACGUCACAACAAUUUAGGGUACCCCUUUGGGGGGGGGGGGGUUUCUCCUUAACAAAGAACCCUCCCAAUAAAAUUUAACUUUUAUUAUAUACUUAAAAAAUAUAUGUGAAAAAUCUAAUUACUUGUAAUACAAAAUAACACCACUAGGUGUCAAUA